AUGUCUUACGCCGACGCUGCUGCCAAGGGCCCCAAGCAAUCCCCCGAGGAAGCUCGCGCCCCCGCCGUUGGCGGCAUUUACAAGGAUGAAUCCGAGAGCACGGCCUCCCUGAUCGACGUCGACGGCCCCCACGUCCAAGCCGUUGACCCCGACUUCCUCAACCAGGAGGUCAAGACCACCACUCAGGCCGAACGCGUCGAGCGCGAAGCCCAAGAGGAAGAGGCCAAGCGCCUGCGCGAGGAGUCUGCGAAGAAGGCCAAGGCCCGCAAGGCGAAGAGCAGUGGCCUGGCUGCGAACUCGGAUAACCCCGUCUUCAUCACGAACGCCGUGGUGGCUACUUUGGUCGGUGCGGGUUUGGGCUUUGGUGCUUAUCGCAAGCAUGUCGAGGGCAAGUUGUCGUGGGAGGUUGUUGGGUUGUGGUCCGGCGCUGUCGGUGCUUUUGGCGUGGUGGACUACUUUGUGAGCAAGUUAGUGAUUCUUUAUCCGACAGGCGAAUGGUUCCUCCAGAACAAGUACCCUCCCAAAUAA
Messenger RNA from Penicillium cataractarum, 528 nucleotides. RefSeq lists its product as uncharacterized. The record is from RefSeq and is a predicted model, not a curated record. NCBI's taxonomy places the organism in Eukaryota, Fungi, Ascomycota, Eurotiomycetes, Eurotiales, Aspergillaceae. Gene Ontology annotation, cellular component: mitochondrial outer membrane. Gene Ontology annotation, molecular function: nascent polypeptide-associated complex binding. The transcript is spliced from 4 exons. Bases 1 to 528 code for a protein of 175 amino acids.